GAAGAUUUGCUAUCACCAGAGACCAACAACGAACUCAAAAGCAGUUUGGCUGAACUGAAAAAUCUAGUAGGCACACAUUUCCAGGCUGGGGAAGACCGAAGUUUCUCUGUCGGGCGCAUUCGUUCAGGGAGAACAGGCCGACCAGCUAUUGAUGUUACCAGAGAACAGAUAGAAUUUCUGCUGGCGCAAGGCAAUACAAUUGCAAAAACUGCUGAAAUACUUGGAUGUUCCUCAUCAUUUCUGUACAAGAAGUCAAAGUUGAUGGGUAUACCUGUCAGAAGUAUGCGGCCUGCAAUAGAUGAUGGUGAACUAGAACAACAUGUGAGGCAACUUCAGGGCCAAUAUCCUAAUUCUGGAAAUGAGAUUAUUCGAGCCCUGUUGCGCACACGGGGUGUCUUUGUUACACGGUCCAGAGUGCGUGAGAUGUUGACACGGGUGAAUCCUACUGCUGCUGCAAGGAGAUGGAGCCGGACAGUUGCAAGACGUGUUUAUCAUGUACCUUACCCCAACAGUUUGUGGCACAUUGAUGGGAACAUGCGUCUGAUAAGAUGGGGCUUUGUCACUCAUGGUGCAAUUGAUGGAUACUCCCGUCUGAUUACUUACCUCAGCUGCAGCACAGACAAUCGUUCCACAACAGUGCUUUCUCAGUUUUUGAAAGCAACCUGCCUCUACGCCCUACCAUCAAGAGUUAGAUCUGACCAUGGUGGUGAAAACAUCCUUGUGGCUUUAUUCAUGCAUCUAGUUCAAGGACUUGAACACAGAGGUUACAUAACCGGACGAUCAGUUCACAAUCAGAGAAUUGAACGCCUUUGGCGUGAUGUAUUUUUGCAUGUGUUGCAGCACUUUUACCAUAUGUUCUACUCCUUAGAGGAUUCAGAGGUUCUAAACCCAGAUAAUGAUGUCCACAGACUAUCACUGCAUAUUGUUUAUCUUCCGGAGAUCCAGAAAAGACUGGAGCAGUUUAGACAGGCCUGGAACCUCCAUCCGUUGAGAACAGAAAAUAAUCGCACACCAACUCAACUCUGGACAGAGGGCAUGCUCAGAAAUAUUGCCACAGACAGCACAGCUGUCAACAAUGUGUUUGGGGAAAAUCCCUACAGCGACCAAAACAUUGAGGCCAUCCUAGCGCAGUACGGAAUUCAAACACUGCCUACACUUGACGAGGAAGAGUUCCCAGCUGUAAGGGUAGAGCCACCUCAACUCAUCCUCACUCGGCAACAACAGACAUCUGUGCACAAUGCAAUCCAACACUUUUCUGAUCUGAAGAUUAAAUAUCAGGCUUGCUGUACUGCAAUUGUCAGUAUUUUGCAAACUGAUCAGGUAUAGUCCAAUUCCAAGCCCAGAGACAUUUUAUUGGUUGCAUACAUUAUCCAGGAUGUAGCUAAUGCCGGGUGUGCCAGUCAAGACAUUGGAAGUAGCAACAAGUGUUGUCAUAUGUCAUAUUGUAGGCCUAUUGUUGGUUGACAAGCGCCGACACGCCCUGCCUGACUCUGUUUAGGCUACUCUGUGUAGGGGGAUGGGCUGUAUAGUUGCGUUACUGCUCCCAUUGUGCUUGGUCAACAUUGUACAAUAAAUAAAUAUACAUUUGAUGUCUAACUAAUUUGCAUGUCCUGCCCACAGGUGCCCAAGAGGCUGGCAUCAUGCAUGGUCAUACGUCUUCAAA
Messenger RNA from Limanda limanda (common dab), 1663 nucleotides. RefSeq lists its product as uncharacterized. The record is from RefSeq and is a predicted model, not a curated record. Gene Ontology annotation, biological process: DNA integration. The transcript is spliced from 4 exons. The coding region runs from base 262 to 1326 and encodes 354 amino acids. Lineage: Eukaryota; Metazoa; Chordata; Actinopteri; Pleuronectiformes; Pleuronectidae. Gene Ontology annotation, molecular function: nucleic acid binding.